Periconia digitata is the source of this 1743-nucleotide messenger RNA. Lineage: Eukaryota; Fungi; Ascomycota; Dothideomycetes; Pleosporales; Periconiaceae. The record is from the annotation of a GenBank genome assembly.
UCCCCUUUCCCGCCAUCGAGAGGCCGUGAGGCCGUGACCCUGCCCACCAUGGGUCUUUCCGACGUCUGCUCGAAGCUGUUUGGGGGAUGCUGCGGCGGCCGUUCAAAAGACAGCAUCUACGAUCCCAUCUUAGCAGACAGCGAGCGAGAAGCUGUCGCCGACCUGCUCGGCUUCCUUGAGAAUCGAGCCGAGACCGACUUCUUCUCAGGAGAACCCCUUCGCGCAUUGAGUACCUUGGUAUAUUCAGACAACAUUGAUUUGCAGCGGUCUGCGAGUUUGACCUUCGCCGAAAUCACAGAACGAGAUGUUCGAGAAGUCGACCGCAACACCCUGGAACCCAUCCUUUUUCUUCUCCAGAACCCCGAUAUCGAAGUGCAGCGGGCAGCGAGUGCCGCCUUGGGCAACCUUGCCGUUAACACCGAGAACAAAGUCAACAUAGUCGCCUUGGGUGGCCUUGCUCCCCUGAUCAAGCAGAUGAACUCCCCCAACGUCGAAGUGCAGUGCAACGCCGUCGGAUGCAUUACGAACCUUGCGACUCACGAAGACAACAAAUCCAAGAUAGCUCGUUCGGGUGCUCUGCAGCCUCUCACCAGACUCGCCAAAUCCAAGGACAUGCGGGUGCAGAGAAACGCCACAGGCGCUCUGCUUAACAUGACCCACUCCGAUGAUAACCGACAACAGCUCGUUAAUGCUGGCGCUAUCCCUGUCCUGGUUCAGUUGCUCAACUCCUCGGAUGUCGAUGUGCAGUACUAUUGCACAACUGCGUUGAGUAACAUCGCUGUCGACGCCGGCAAUCGUGCGAAAUUAGCCCAGACCGAAGGCCGUUUAGUGCAGUCGCUCGUGCAUCUCAUGGAAUCAUCUUCGCCAAAGGUCCAGUGCCAAGCUGCGUUGGCGCUACGGAACCUUGCUUCAGAUGAGCGGUACCAGCUAGACAUUGUGCGCGCCCGCGGUCUCCCGUCCCUCCUCCGGCUCCUCCAAUCGUCUUACCUUCCUCUUAUCCUCUCCGCCGUUGCAUGCAUACGCAACAUCUCCAUUCAUCCCGCAAACGAGUCCCCGAUCAUCGAUGCUGGAUUCCUCCGACCGUUGGUGGAUUUGCUUGGGUCCACCGAUAACGACGAGAUCCAAUGCCAUGCGAUUUCCACACUUCGAAACUUGGCAGCCAGCUCCGACAAGAACAAGCAACUGGUUCUGGAAGCUGGUGCAGUGCAAAAAUGCAAGCAGUUGGUACUGAACGUGCGCCUCCCGGUGCAGUCGGAAAUGACGGCAGCCAUUGCUGUCCUCGCUCUCAGUGAAGACUUGAAGCCUCAUCUAUUGAGGUUGGGCGUAUUUGAUGUCCUAAUUCCCCUUACUGAGUCGGACAGUAUCGAAGUUCAAGGAAACAGUGCUGCAGCUUUGGGAAACCUUUCAUCAAAGGUUGAUGAUUACACCAUUUUCAUACAAAACUGGACGGAACCUGCCGGUGGAAUCCAUGGCUACCUCCGUCGUUUCCUCGCAAGCGGUGACCCCACUUUCCAGCAUAUCGCUAUCUGGACGCUUUUGCAGCUGCUCGAAUCCGAAGACGCGUCGCUUCUCGAGCGCAUUUCCAAAUCAAAUGAGAUCGUGCGCAUGGUUUCCGACAUUGCUGAGCGCAACAUUGAGUCGGACGAGGAAGACAACGAAGACGGCGAGGGCGAAGUUGUCGGCCUUGCACAACGGUGCCUUGAGAUCUUGGGCAAAACGCCGAAAACCCUUGUAGAGGGGUAA